AUGAAGACCACAUCUAUAAUCCGAUUCGCGGCGUUGUCAGUGGUGCUGCUAGCCUCGGUGAAGGUGUCCUGCCAACAACCGAGCAAGAGCCAGUUGCAAGAAGUAUCUGCAAAAUUGGGCCCAGAUGUAACGAACAAAAUUAUACUGUGUCUCAUGAAUUUGGUCAUGUCGCAAGAUAUCACCGUCAAGUCGGUCCUGAAAUGCGUGGCAUCAAGUGGAGUGAGGCCCAUACCGUACGGCGCGGGCAAUUUUGCAAAUUUCAUAGUCAAGAACGGGAAAAGUAUCAAAGAAGACGGCGUGAUCCAGAACGCAGCGCUGUCCUGGGGCAAGUGGCAACAGGACGGUCAAGAUGUGACCACGGUCAACAACAUUGAAUUCAAUAACGUUCAAGAGGCGAAUUUCAGGGCGUCGGGGCGCGAUAACAGCCCUUCGGGCGCCGAAGGACAAUUCGAAAUACACGUGGGUGGAAAGAAUGUCGCCGUCGUUGAAUUCGACAUACCGUUCUGGGGAGAGAACCAUUUUAAAAUUCGUCACGUGGACGAUCAAUUUUUGUGCAACCAGAGCGGCUUCACAUCCGACGGCUCCCCGACGAUCAAUAUAAAAUGCCAUAAGCUUGCCUCUCGACUUAAACUC
Molecule: messenger RNA, 633 nt
Organism: Iphiclides podalirius (scarce swallowtail)
Lineage: Eukaryota; Metazoa; Arthropoda; Insecta; Lepidoptera; Papilionidae
Source: the annotation of a GenBank genome assembly